Molecule: messenger RNA, 2746 nt
Organism: Syngnathoides biaculeatus (alligator pipefish)
Lineage: Eukaryota; Metazoa; Chordata; Actinopteri; Syngnathiformes; Syngnathidae
Gene: qrsl1
Product: glutaminyl-tRNA amidotransferase subunit QRSL1
Exons: 12
Coding region: 86-1660 (524 amino acids)
Biological process (GO): glutaminyl-tRNAGln biosynthesis via transamidation; mitochondrial translation
Cellular component (GO): glutamyl-tRNA(Gln) amidotransferase complex; mitochondrion
Molecular function (GO): glutaminyl-tRNA synthase (glutamine-hydrolyzing) activity
Source: RefSeq, a predicted model, not a curated record
UUUUCUAUAAAAACAUGGCAGCUCGCUGGUGCUUCCAUCACACGGUGUUGAAGGUUGACAGCAAAAUCUUCACAGUACCGAAAAUAUGCUCAGUCUCACUUUACGAGAGGUUUCCGUUGCAUUCAGAGAGGGAAAGAGCUCUCCAACUGAGCUGUGUAGGAAAUGCUUGAACCGCAUCAAGCAGAACCAGCAUUUAAAUGCUUACAUCACAGUGACAGAGGAACUGGGUUUGAAGCAGGCUCAUGAAGCAGAGACGAGACUGCUAAGAGGUACGCCUAAAGGUCCUCUUGAUGGAAUCCCUUUUGCAGUCAAAGACAACUUUUGCACGAAAAAUGUCAAGACCACAUGUGCUUCGAAGAUGCUUAAAGACUACACGCCACCGUACAGCGCUACUGUAGUGCAGAAGCUGUUUGACCAAGGAGCUGUUCUCAUUGGGAAGACCAACAUGGACGAGUUUGCCAUGGGUUCGGGCAGUACUGAUGGGGCAUUUGGGCCAGUGAGGAACCCCUGGAGCUACGCUACCCCCUACUGUGAGCGGACCGGAGCAGUACCGGACUCUGACUGGGUUAUCUCUGGAGGAAGUUCUGGAGGAAGCGCAGCAGCUGUGGCUUCCCUGACCAGUUACCUUGCCUUAGGGUCAGACACAGGUGGUUCCACCCGUAACCCAGGAGCACUGUGUGGGGUUGUGGCUCUGAAGCCAACAUAUGGACUGCUGUCGAGACAUGGUCUUAUACCGCUGGUCAACUCCUUUGACGUUCCAGGCAUUAUGACACGAAGUGCCAGUGAUGCAGCUGUUAUUUUAGGUAUUCUCCAAGGCGUUGACACAAAAGACUCAACAACAGUUCCUGGACCUCCACCAUCAACUGAGCUGCCUGAAAACUUAGAUGUCAAGAACCUCUUCAUUGGCAUUCCAAAGGAGUUCUACCCCCCUGGACUGUCCAAGGAAACUGUUGCACAGUGGAGUCGUGUAGCUGACAUGUUUGAGAACUCUGGUGCUCGGGUGGAGCAAGUGUCCCUUCCGCACAGCCAGUAUUCCACAGUGUGUUACCACGUUUUGUGCUGCGCUGAAGUGGCGUCGAACAUGGCGUGUUUCGAUGGCCUACAGUAUGGCCAUCGUAGCCAAAUGGACAGUUCCACAGAGGCCAUGUAUGCCACAACACGUCAUGAGGGUUUCAAUGAUGUUGUGAGAGGCAGGAUAUUAUCUGGAAACUACUUCUUGCUGAAACAAAACUACGAGCAUUACUUCUUGAAAGCCCAGAAGGUCCGUCGACUGAUUGCAGACGAUUUCAAACGCGUAUUUGACUCGGGUGUUGACGUUCUGCUGACACCCAUCACUCUCUCCGAUGCAAUGCGUUACGACGACUUCACAAAAGAAGACAACCGAACGCGCAGCUCGCAGGAGGAUGUCUUCACCAUUCCCGCCAACAUGGCAGGUCUCCCCGCUGUUUCUGUGCCAACAGCCUUAUCCAGAAAAGGCCUUCCCAUUGGCUUACAACUCAUAGGGCAUCCGUUCCGAGACAAGAAGCUGCUUAGUGUUGCCCAGUGGAUCGAACAAAGGGUUGGGUUUCCCUCCAUCAGUAACUUCAAGGAAUCCAGCAGGCAGCGUUCCAGUUACAAUCACAACUUUGCUGGGGUGCAGAGAGCUCAGGUUUCCAUAUGAUUCAGAUGUAUGCCAUCGUGGGAAGGGAAGUCGAAGAGAGCUUUGAGUAGUCCACUACAGCACAAUUCUUGUCUUGUCCACAUUCCACCAGCAGUCACUACCGAGCUGAAGGAAUGCGACUUCACCAAGGUCAAAAAGUCCCCUUCCUCACCUUCAAAUAUCAAAAACCCAAAGGAGAAACCUCAACACUAUGUGUAAAGGUCGGUAACUGUAGUACCAGGAAUCAAGAGGAAGGAAGGAGGGACCAGACCUAUUCAAUGCACAUCCCAGUAAAGGUUUUUUUUUUUUUUUUUUUUAGAAGAUAAGAUGAGCUGCACAAUGCAGCCAUUGUCAUAAUAUGUGGCUGGGAGGCAAUUCCCACACAGGCCAAAACCAAGGGAGAGAAGGGGGGGUGCGGUGAAUUCAAUGUCUCUCUCUCUUUGGAAGAAGGUCCAAGCAGCAGGUAGAGGCUAGACUGAUCAGUUUGGGAAUUAUUUACCACCUGGAAUUCAAAUAUCGAUCGUUACACGCUCACAGCUUCCAUUGUGUUGUACCAUCGCUAUUUACUGUAUGAGUUGCGUGACUUUGUCAUGAUAGUGACCAACAGAGCUUUUCUUCAUUUAAUGUCAAUUCUCAAAGGUCUUUCAAAAGUUUCACAGGUUUGAGGGGCAAAAUGUUAAUUGGCUCUUAUGAUGAAACAAGCUAAUUUCUUUCUAGUAUGUGGUUGACACUUGUUGGACCAAAGUGGCCAACAUUCAAACAAUUAAGUGGAUACUUUUAAAGAGACAUGCAGGUUCUUCAUAAUAAAACAGUUGAAAAGGUGUCUAAUAACAGGUAACUCAUUCUUUUAUCAAAACAUCACAGCACACUUAUUCAAGUUAAACUGGUUCUAAUAUCUAUUGUUCUGGGGUGUGGUCUAAUGCAAAAACUGUACAGAACAGGUGUUUGUUACCAAGAGAGCCAGCAUGAAAUGAGGAGCAAACUCAGUAUUGUCGCCUAAGCAGUUUUGGUGUUGUAUUAGUGGAUUUCUCAACCUGGGAACCAAGUAAACAGUGUAUAUUGUUCCCUUCAAAAGGAUGAGCAGUUUGAUGAUCGAUUUUGUGGUCG